GCUGAGCUACACGAGCUCCCGUCAUGGUGCCGAGGCUGGAGCACGAGUUCCUGCUCCCCAACUCCGAGCAGGAGAACUCCCUCUUCCUCCGCGCCCUCAUCUCCGUCGUCUCCGGCGACGCCGUCGUCCCUACGCUGCACAUCGAGCCGUCGACGCUGCCAUUUGCCGUUGCCGCUCCCGCUGCGGCGUGUGCAAGGUGCGGCGUCGACGGGUGCCUCGGCUGCGACGUCGUCGCCACGACCGGCUCGAGCAGCGAGGGUGAAGAGUUCACCGCCGCGAGCUUUGUGAAGGCUGGCGGCGUGCGGAAGCGGCGCGCGACGAAGGGAGGCAAGUUCAGAGGCGUGCGGCAGCGGCCGUGGGGCAAGUGGGCGGCGGAGAUCCGCGACCCACACCGCGCUGUGCUCAAGUGGCUCGGCACCUUCGACAACGCCGCCGAGGCCGCGCGCGCCUACGACGUCGUGGCGCUCGAGUUCCGUGGCCACCUCGCCAAGCUCAACUUCCCUGUGAUCAGUGUGACUGAAAGUGCUACUAGCACGGAGCGAAGGACAACGGGACUAGUUUGAAUGGCAGUAGCGUGGAAUUUGGUGUAGAAAAACAAGAAUCGUGGGAGGUUUAUUCAUUACUUGGUAGCAACAAGGAGGAAGAAGCCGCCGUUCUAUUCAAGAUCAGUCCAAAUGGUUGAUUCGUUGCUU
Molecule: messenger RNA, 692 nt
Organism: Lolium rigidum
Lineage: Eukaryota; Viridiplantae; Streptophyta; Magnoliopsida; Poales; Poaceae
Product: ethylene-responsive transcription factor ERF109-like
Exons: 1
Coding region: 24-563 (179 amino acids)
Biological process (GO): ethylene-activated signaling pathway; regulation of DNA-templated transcription
Molecular function (GO): DNA binding; DNA-binding transcription factor activity
Source: RefSeq, a predicted model, not a curated record